CUUUGGACGUAGCUGCUACGCUGGGCAGUAUGUCUGGGCCGUGCUCCUAUGCUUCCAACCAUAUAGACCAUCCAGGACACAUUUCUCAAGCUGUGCGCCGCCUCGACGCUCAUUGACCCCGGCGUAGCUUACAGGCUCACGGAGAUAUGAGCUCCGGUCAAGUGUGGCCAAGGCUUGGGCUUGGGAUCAUCGAGUAAGCGAUAUGAAAAGGACGCCAAGAGAAAGCUCUUGGUUGCAUAACGAUCGUUGUGGAGAACACGGUCGCUACAUAUUUAACCAGGCCUCCCGCUAGUGUAUGAGGAUCAGCCAUACUUCGCCCCUAAGGUGGACUGAGUUACGCCGCCGCCGAGUUCCUUCCAUCCUCGUCGAAUUUCUUGACGUCGACAGACGCUCUGCUCACUUGAACGACGCACGAACGGCGGCAAUGCCGGCGGGCAAGACAGCCCAAACGAGAUGGUGGAGUCAUGAAGAAAGAAAAACAAAAUCAUAUCCCCUCCAGAAAAUAACAUACAACACCAGGUAUUCGCUGAUCGUCACCGACUCAACUACUAAUCCGGCCCUCAUGAAGUCUUAGCUGUGAGAGCCUGGA
Colletotrichum navitas is the source of this 589-nucleotide messenger RNA. RefSeq lists its product as uncharacterized. NCBI's taxonomy places the organism in Eukaryota, Fungi, Ascomycota, Sordariomycetes, Glomerellales, Glomerellaceae. The record is from RefSeq and is a predicted model, not a curated record. The transcript is spliced from 2 exons. The coding region runs from base 296 to 574 and encodes 92 amino acids.